AGCCAACCCUGCACUCUCUUCCCACUACAUGACACGACAUGGGGCCAUCAGCCGUGGUAGAUAUUCGCCGCCUGGACGAUGUGCGAAGGCAGCAGGCGCUGAGCAAGGAUGGCUUUGUCGGCGGGGCGCUGUUGGGGAAGCUGCGCGUGGCUAGUCGGACAGAGCAGCUGGCCACUGAGCCGUUCCACCUGCCCGCUGGAUCCAUCGUGCUGGUCGACUCCUGUGGAGCGCAGAUCCGAUGCUGCGCUGUGGAUCCCCACCCAUCAUGGUUUGCCGACCACGUAUAUGUGCUGCUCACACGCUGGCGGUACAUCCCGCCGCCUCGCCAGUUAAGCGGCAGAGAGCGCCUUGCCUGGGCAUAUAUAGAGAUCCUGGCUGACCCCGUACUGGUGCCAUCGCAAAUGGACAUGCCCAAAAACAAGCAGCCGUACUCAUGGUGGACCGCUCAGCAGGCCCCUGUGCCCGACACUACUGACCAGAUCCAAUCGGCAAUUCGUGUAUCGCCUCCUAUCAGUGCAACCCGUGGGGCACAUAUAUUGCAACAGGCACAGCGCAGUCCAAGUCCGGACCCAACGCACCACCACAGCCAUGCUGUAUAUGGGCGAGUUGAUGCAAUGGGGUCGCUGCUAGUCACCGCAUCGGAGGACGUUGGGUUUUUUGUCUGCAUCGCCGUCGAAUCAUCGGCCAUGGACCCAAUUAGCAGCUUCUCAGUGCUGCUGGUUGGUGCGCGAUUUCUGGGCCUCUUUGCAUCACUGCGCGCCGGCGACUCGCUGUUUGUCGACCAUCUGCGUGCCAGAGCGCCCUUCGCUGAAAGCGAUCACUCGCAGGCAAUCUUCAUUACAUCACUCGACUCCCAGGCAUUCCGCAUCGAGGAUUCUGUGGCUUUUGUUUGGGGCGACCAGCAGCCCUCGUCGCAGCGGUCGUCGCACUUUACGCAGUCCUCGCAGAACAUGCUGCUGGAGCAGAUUGCCGAUAGCUCGCAGAGGACAGACACGUCGCAGGCACCGGGAAAUUGGGCUUCGCGGCCUGAGCGCGUGCCAGCCGGACCGCCCUUAAACACAUGGCGUGACCCCCACUUGUUUGUGAACCAGGGCAAGCUUGAGAGCUACGCUGGAGUCGUAACCAGGAUUGUCGACCUGGUGCUCGGCAUCUACGUCGUCGAUGACUGCCAUAUGCUGAUCCUCACAUACUGGCCACUGCUGUCACCGCUGACGGUUCUGCGGACAGGGACAAGAAUACUGGUGGAGAACUCGCAUAUCAUUCUUUUGUCAAACUCGGCUGGCUACCAGUGGGAGUGGAUCAAGCGAGCACUGCCUGGCGACACUGCCGAGCCCAGCAAGCAGCGGCUGCUGGUUUUUGGUGCCUGCGCACGGACGUCUGUGCGGGUCACCGACUUUUCUGGCACCGGCAAUUCUGCUGCUAUGGCAACGGCCAUUGACAGCGAGAUGGCGUCUUUGCUGGCGAGAAACGCGCAAGGGCUAGUGCAGAUGAUUGAGACGGCAGAGGCGUUCUGGAAGCUCAGCAAAAAGUUCCCUCGCGGCAUGGUGGCGGGCUACGAUCCGCAGGCUGACGGCAAGCUGAUACGCCGGGAGCUGCUCGAUUCUGCCAUGCGCUGGGCUGGCGUGCCCACCGUCGCUGGAGCCCCUGCCACGUCGAGGAACCUGUACGCAGAAUUCCUCGCCCACGACGCCAGCUGCCGAGCUGAGACGCCACGGUCGCACUUUCCUACCCGCAUCGUUGCUCUGAGCGACGUCGCAUCGCGCUUCAUCAAGUGGAGCCGGGAGAAUCUUUCGAGUCUGCCCCUUGCAUCUGCAGCAAGCGACGAGGACAUGCCAGAGUUUAGUGUCAGCCACGUCAGCCCCGAGGAUCUUCAACAAACGACCACGGCUCUGGUAGGCCGGCUCACCUUGGAUACCCGCGGAUCGCUGUACCUGGCAGACGCAACAGCGAGGAUCCGGGUCCAUCCGGAUGCAAGCUGCAUUGGCGACACUCACCGGGUGCUCUUCCCGGGCCAGGCACUGAUCGGCCAUGUCGCUGCAUGGAUGCAUUGGCAAUUCUCCGUCGAACGCAUCGCCAAGCAUGGCGUCAAUCCCUUCGACCUCGUAUAUGCGGCCGCUUCUUCGCCAGUACUCCUUCACUUUGACACAUCGUUUGGCCAUGCGAUCAGCAGUGAUCCUCUGCUGAGCUCCGCCGAAUGCCUCCUUGUAGUAGUGCAUGCACGUGGCAAUGCAGCGCCAGUAAACAGGACACGCCAUGCGGGUCCCGAAGGCGCAAAAGUCACAGAGGCAGCCGACAGCCAGCGGUCAAUGGGAUACACAGCAAAGGGCAUUGCUGUUCCAGUCACCAAACAGGAUGCGCAAGCCGUGCUGGCAUCUUUGGGCGGUGAAGUAGACGAGCCCUUUGAUCUCGGCGAUAUCCCUGCCGCCAGCGUUCGGAGGUGUCUGCUCAUGGUUGACUUCAAGCGCCAGUCUGUGCUGCUGGCCCCUGGCAGUGCCUACCUCAUCUGCAUCAAAAGCACAGCAUCGCUGCAGUAUGUGCGCAGCGGCGACAGCAGCCAGCAUGAGCAGGUCCUGCUCAUCACACUUGGCUCUGCCGACUCUGCGAUCCCAGUGCAGGCUGAGUUUAGGGCUAGCGGCAGUCCAGCGGACCUGCCGUGGCAAACAGUCAGCGUGGUGCCGUUCAUUGUAGACGUCUCGACACAGCCCGUACACCUGCCAGCCGUGCAGUGCAAUGUCACCACCGACGCUGCAGCGGCCCUGAGCCUGAUCAGUGGCCCCAAGGUGUACUCUGUAGCUGAAGUGCUGCAGGCCAAGGACGGGUGCUCGCCAAAUAGCCUGAUCACUGUACGCGGAACGGUGGUCGACCGCAGUGUGUCCGACAUUGUGUUCCUGGAGCCGCUUUUACCCGAGCCGAAUACGGUGGCAGACAGCGCAUCGCCUCGACCAGUCUCGGGCGUGUUCAGUAAUCGCAUUACGCUAUGUGACGAGGACAGUCCAGAGCAAUCUAUCCCUGUCUACCUCAAGCUUGCCAGCUUCUCGCACCCGCUUGCAGUGGUGCAAGGCGCUCGGUUUGUGGUCCACGACCUGAUCGUCAGUGUGUCGCAAACGCGCAAAAGCAUCUACCUGUCAGGCACGCUGUCAACGUUUGCCCAGGCGAUCGUGCCACCGCUGCAGCAGGCAGACCUCUCGGGUACACCUUCAUCAGGCGGCGAACGGCCAUCCCAGAGCACCACACCAGCACGCCGGUGGUGCAUUGGCGACCUGCACAUGUCGUCUGCAGCAGACCGUGCAUACCCAGUAGAGCUGAUCUGCCAGAUCACCAAGAUCGAGCAUGUGGCUAUCUCUGUCGCGUGCCGUAAAUGCAAGCAGCGUGUUUGUGCAAUGCGCUGCUCGUGCCCAAGCAAGCGACACCGGCUGUCGUCAUCGGCAUCUGGCCAGACGAUCGCUUGCAUCACCGAAGCGUGCUGCUGGGCCACGGACGGUAGCGGGAUUUCAUGUCUGGUACUGAGCCGCAGGUGCGAUGUUGCCCUCAUGCUCGGCAUGACUGACCAGGACUUCGACGGCAUAUGCUGCUCAGCUGCCCAAUCGUGGAAUGGCCAGCUCAUGUGGAAUCCGCAGUCAGAGCACUCGCCAAUUACUGCAGCUGCCAGUCGCGCAGUGGCGAGCAGUAGGCGCUUGCGUGUUGUUGGCUGGGCAGAGGCAGCACCAAACGGCCCGCAGGCAAUCAGACAGCAGCCGCUGCGGCUCAACCGCCAGAAUGUGCUCGUGAACCAGCGAACCCCGCCCCGAAUUUCUGUGCGCUCUGUGUCCAACAUCAACACUCUGGACAUGUGCAGCAGGCUACUCAAGGAUCUGUAUAGCUCUUAG
Molecule: messenger RNA, 3866 nt
Organism: Linderina pennispora
Lineage: Eukaryota; Fungi; Kickxellomycota; Kickxellomycetes; Kickxellales; Kickxellaceae
Exons: 1
Coding region: 39-3866 (1275 amino acids)
Biological process (GO): telomere maintenance via telomere lengthening; positive regulation of DNA replication
Cellular component (GO): CST complex
Molecular function (GO): single-stranded DNA binding; telomeric repeat DNA binding
Source: RefSeq, a predicted model, not a curated record